AUGGAUCUAAAAAGUGGACUGUGCCUCCAAGUUGGAGAGUCCGUUUCCUCUCCUCCCCUCUGCACUCGUCACCCUUCUGCGUCGGCGCGUCUGUCUUCGAGAGCAAAUUCCUUCUCUGCCGAAGGCGCAAGCGGCGAGGCGGCAAUCCCCUGCUCGCCAGAGGACGGUCGCGUCGAGAGAGUGCGAGCACACAGACGAGGAGGAGACAAGGAACCAGAGAAAAUGGCUGGCGCGCGAAGCGAGAAGACACGCAGGGGCCUGUGGAGCUUGUGUCGCCUUUUAAAGCAGGAAAGAGGAGUUGGGAAGAAGAGAAAGAAGAGGAAGAAGAGAGAGAAGAGAAACGGAGAUGACGGUGGCUCGCGCAGCAGCGGAGGAGACCGAGAAGAUACGGCAGGGAAAGGAGUCCGGCGACUACACACAGAGGAAGAUCUGGGCGAGAAGCGAAGGAAGGGGGGAGGGCAAACGUCGAGCGGUAGAUGCGAGAAGACGAAACAGAGGCAAGAGAACCUUGGAGAAGAGACGGGGAACGGGAAGGACACAGAGCGCGAGCAAGUCGGAGACACCGCCCUCGCUGCGGCGGUCAGGAGAACCGGAAGGUCCUGAAGUGCAGCGACGGCCGAGAGGAGCCGAAAGGCAAAGAAGACAAAAGAGAGACCAGACAGGCGAGGAGAUUUCGCGGAAACGAAGAAAGACGUGGAGCGAAGAACGCCUUCCUCCUUGUUGCGGAGCGCCGAGCCGCCGGCUCUGUCAGUCUUUUUGGUUGUUCGGACGCCUCAUCAGCAGCCAGGACAUUAGGUAGCGAAUAUCCGAGAGGAAGAUAGAAGAGAAAGUGGAGGCCGCGAGACAUCGAGGACACAAGGAAGCAACGCAGAACGCCGCAGGCGACAACCACCGGGAGGACUUUUCUU
Toxoplasma gondii ME49 is the source of this 908-nucleotide messenger RNA. RefSeq lists its product as hypothetical. Lineage: Eukaryota; Apicomplexa; Conoidasida; Eucoccidiorida; Sarcocystidae. Bases 1 to 603 code for a protein of 200 amino acids. The transcript is spliced from 3 exons. The record is from RefSeq and is a predicted model, not a curated record.